Carassius carassius (crucian carp) is the source of this 1556-nucleotide messenger RNA. Its product is annotated as cytochrome P450 2F2-like. The transcript has 9 exons. The record is from RefSeq and is a predicted model, not a curated record. Gene Ontology annotation, biological process: xenobiotic metabolic process. NCBI's taxonomy places the organism in Eukaryota, Metazoa, Chordata, Actinopteri, Cypriniformes, Cyprinidae. Gene Ontology annotation, cellular component: cytoplasm; intracellular membrane-bounded organelle. The coding region runs from base 57 to 1532 and encodes 491 amino acids. Gene Ontology annotation, molecular function: heme binding; oxidoreductase activity, acting on paired donors, with incorporation or reduction of molecular oxygen, reduced flavin or flavoprotein as one donor, and incorporation of one atom of oxygen; iron ion binding.
ACUAGUGAUUUGAGUUGAUUGUAUCUAAAGGGACAACAGCUGGACAUCUAGUCAGCAUGCUGGGCUUUCUGAUUCUUGUGUGGACAUGCAUCUUCUUCGUCUUCCUCCUCGUCCGGAUCCAGAGGCCAAAGAAUUUUCCUCCUGGACCUCCUCCUCUCCCUUUGUUUGGGAAUCUGCUUCACAUUGAUUUGGCCAAUCCUUUGAAGGAUUUUGAAAAAUUUGCAGAACAAUAUGGGAAAAUUUUCAGCCUGUACACUGGAUCAAAACCAUACGUUUUUCUAAAUAGUUUUGAAGUUAUUAAGGAAGCUUUGGUUACAAAGGCUCAAGACUUUUCAGGACGUCCUCAAGAGGGCAUGACCAAUCAUCUCACGGAGAAUAAAGGUGUAAUAUUGGCCGAUUAUGGCCCCCAUUGGAAGGAUCAUCGACGCUUUGCUCUGAUGACCCUGAGGAAUUUUGGCCUUGGGAAGCAGUCUAUGGAAGAGAGAAUUCUGGGAGAAAUCUCACAUUUAGUUGCUGACUUGGACAAAAAUGCUGGAGGAACUGUGAAUCCUCAGAAUAUGUUCCACAAUGUUGCAUCAAAUGUUAUCGGCUUGGUUCUGUUCGGCUCCCGUUUUGAUUACAAGAAUGAAUUCCUUCAGCAUUAUGUCCAGUACAUUACAGAGAUUUCAAAGAUCCUCAAUGGACCAUGGAAUGUGAUAUACGACACUCUUCCUUUACUAAGAAUCUUGCCCCUGCCAUUUAAAAAAGCAUUUGAUAAUGUAAAGAAGUUAAAAAAUAUGAACUUAAGUGUGGUCAACGAACACAAGAGCACAAGAGUCCCAGGAGAGCCGAGAGACUUCAUUGACUGCUAUCUGGAUGAGCUUGAUAAGAGAAAAAAUGAUGAUUCCACUUUUGCUGAAGACCAGCUCAUCGUGUACAUUUUGGAUUUGCACUUUGCAGGGACUGAUACCACGUCCAACACCCUCCUCACUGCUUUUCUCUACCUCAUGAACCACCCAGAGGUUCAAGCAAAAUGUCAAAAAGAGAUCGAUGAGGUUCUGGAGGGUAAAGAUCAGGCAUCGUAUGAAGACAGACACAAUAUGCCGUACACCCUGGCUGUGAUUCAUGAGGUUCAGCGAGUGGCUAACACCGUACCACUAAGUGUGUUUCACUGCACCACCAAAGACACAGAGCUGAUGGGCUACAGCAUCCCAAAGGGAACUGUGAUCAUUCCCAACCUUACUUCUGUACUAAAAGAAGAAGGCCAGUGGAAGUUUCCGCAUGAAUUCAACCCAGCCAACUUCCUUAAUGAGCAAGGCCAGUUUGAGAAGCCUGAGGCCUUUAUACCCUUCUCUACAGGUCCUCGUAUGUGUCUCGGUGAGGGUCUUGCGCGUAUGGAGCUCUUCCUGGUCUUUGUCACUCUGCUGCGCCGUUUCCAGUUUGUGUGGCCCGAAGAUGCCGGUGAACCAGAUUACACCCCAGUGUAUGGGGUCACCCUCACCCCCAAACCCUACAGAAUGCACAUCAGACAUAGAGGGAGAGUUAAACAGUAAAUCAUAAUGUCAAUAUGUCUCCUC